AAAAAACUGCAUCAAACACGCGAUAGAUAGAAAGAGUUACGAUUUCGAUCCUACCUUAUCCUGAUUCCCCAACUAGAUAACUACUAAUACAUCUUAAUUAGGAACUAACCUCAAAUGCAAAGAAGCAAAUUAAUAAGUGGCUAUUAUAACAUACUAUAAGCAUUAAUGAAAAUUCCACCUUUAUACUAAAAGUAGGCAAUGAAAUCCACGGCAAGUGGGAUUCCCCCAAAUCCCAAGUCUUUGUUACUUCCUCCUCUGGGGGAUAUAUUAUCUACACAUUCACAAUGUUGCCUAUUUCUCAGUUAACAACCAAUUCCAGCAAGUUAGAGAUUUCUCUGCCUAUUAAUCUGGAUUACUAGCCCUCUUAAUCACUCUGCUAAUCACUCCCUCCCUCUCCAACAACGUUAUUAAUUUAUUAUUAUUCUUAUUACUAUUAUUAAAAGAAAAAGAAAAAGCUCUAAGUAAUAAUGGCGAUGGAGCUGAUCAACAACAAAUCGAGAAGAGAAAAGAGAACCAUCAUCUCACUCUACCAACUAAACCCAUCCUUCUACAACAAGAUCGUCUCCCGGCGCUCCUCCGUCGGCGACUCCGACCAAAUCACCCGCGGCGGGGUUCCUUUCGUUUGGGAGAUUCAGCCAGGGAAGCCGCGGAUCCCGCCGAAAUCGUUACCGCAAACGGCGCCGCGGCUGUCGUCGGCGUCGUCGCUCAGCCUGAGGAACCUACCCGGGGUUUCCGGGCGGAAGAGGAGCUUCCUGGCGAAUCGGAUCAAGAAAUUCGGAUCCGGAAUUUCGGAUCUGGUGGUGGGGAAAUUGAAGAGGGUUCCGGAUCGGAUCCCGACGAAAUUGACGGCGGGGCAGAAGGAGAUGGUGAGGGGGUUUUUCUGGAGGAACGUGAAUCGAGCGCACAGAAAGCUGAGGAUCGCCGGGAGCUUCUCCGGGAGGAAGAUCCGGCAGGUGAGGGCUCGGGUUUCGCCGGGAUCGCCCCGUGAAGGUGGGCGCCGGAUCCGGGAGUAUUUCUCCAGGAACGCGAAGUUUCUCCCGGAGAUUUCUCCUUCUUUCUCGGACUUCUCCGGUUCCGUCAGCGGGGGUUCUUCUUCCUCGUCGUCAUCGUCGUCGGUGAAAUCGCCGGCGAAGUCGCGGUUUGCUCUGGGAUCGAGCUCGGGCUUGGGAAAGAAAUUGUCAGCGAAGUGGACUAAAAGCCUGAAGCUGUUGAGACGGGGAGGUAAUUAGUUUUCUUAGUCAGAUGAUGGGCCCAAAGCCCUUUAAUUAGAGUUUUUUCCUGAGUUAGUUGGGCCUGGUAACCAAGCCCAGUGCGCAAGCACAUGUACAGUGUAAGCCCAUAGAACGGUUCGGAAUAAGAAAGUCAAAGGACUCUUGAAUUUUUUUUUUUAAUUUAUACUUGUGAGAGGGACUGAAAUUGAUUAGGUUCUUACGACUGAUAUGGUUUGUAAUCUGCUGUUGAACAAGUAACGUGCCUAGAAAAUCAUAUUUGUGUUGGUUAGUGAUAUGAGAUAGAAUUAGUAUGUAAUCCUAUGACUCCAUGCAAUUAGUGUAAAUUAUUAGAAUUAAAAUGUGUCUGUUUAUUAUGAUUUUGACUUUUCGUCUUAGAUAAAAGAUGAAACUAGUUACAAUAUAUUUCCAUCUAAUUGGUACAAAUAUAGGAUGCAACAUAGCUUUCCAAGAUUUUCAUUAAUCUCGUCGAUGAAAUCAACACUAUAUAAAAUUAGUCUCCCUUCUUAGAAAGUUCCUUCAUACUCUUGGGACUCAAGCAAGCUAAGCUAGAUUGGUUGGAUUCGAACACAAUUGGAAAUGUUAUUGCCGAUGGAUAAUAUUUUUGUUUAGGGUUUGAAGGAUGAUGUGAUUAUUUCGAAAAACCCAGCUUGAUAUUGGCAUUUGCAUGCAUGUGGCGACAACAAUAAUAAUUUAUUGAAUAACUAGAAAAAUUCGUUUCAAGUUGAUCGAAAGAAGAAAAAAAAACUUUAAGGGCAAAACUCUAUUUCAAGUUCUAAGGUUGUGUUAGAUAGAUCCAUCACAUCUUCUCAAUUUCCUCGAUCACAAAAGACGUGCCUACCGAAUCAAGAGAGCCACCGAAAAAGUAACGCAUCAAUUCAUAAGGUAUGUUUAGCAUUGGUGAUCCUUCUUGACACUGCAUCUUUAAGGUCUUCAAUGGGAGAGGCUUCUUGCUCCACAAGCACCGACUUCAGUUCAUUAAGGACAUAGUUCAGACACACAUCAGAUACCUGAUCGAGAAAAAACUAUAGUUAUAUCAACCAGCGAGUCGGACAAUCGAGGACACCAACAAUAAGCAUGGUAAACUAUCACAAACAUGCAAGUAUUCUUUAGAGCCGAUUGUGCAUAUAAGAAGCUGGCUAGGGUAUAUGUGUUUCUAUUUUAUAAAGGGUGGCAUCAGUUUGUUUUUAUGGUGUUAUGCUACUAAGAAAUUUAAAAUUGAAACCUUCAUAUUAAAGACCGAGUUCGGAUUGGAAUUUUGAUUCACGUGAAGAAGAAAUCUAUUUUUUUCUGGUUCUAAGACCAGCAGUUCUAGCAACCAACUCGCCAAAGAGCAACUCUUCUCAAAAGGUGCUGAGUUGGAAUCCCAUUCUAACUAAGGAUUCUUGUGGUUCCGGAGGAUCCAGCUACAGGAAAACCAGGAAUGGAGAGCUUCCCCCCGCCCCCGCUCGCGUUUUAGCAAAAGCUGCGCUCCGCGGUCGUAUCGAUUGGUUGAAAGGCCUGAAAAAAAAAUGUUGUUCUAGGUGGGGGCCGGGAAUGCCCGACUUAUCAAUUUAUCCGGUAAACUGCUGGGAGCUCAUGUAGCUCAUGCUGGAUUGAUCGUAUUCUGGGCUGGAGCAAUGAACCUAUUUGAAGUGGCUCAUUUCGUACCGCGUAGAGUUAAAACAAAAAAAUUUUUGUUGCCUUUUCGAUGUUUCCUGACAUUUUCAAUAAAACCCUCUCGAAAAAGUACUUUAAUAAUAUUUUCGGUGAUGUUCGUAGAUGCUAUUCGAACGGGUCCUUUUCUAUUCAUUACUAGAAAAUGGAAUCCAAGAAUGGCACCUUAUAUCUCUGCAAAGCAUAAAGGUAUUCCCUUCGC
This is a messenger RNA of Linum trigynum, 3087 nucleotides long. NCBI's taxonomy places the organism in Eukaryota, Viridiplantae, Streptophyta, Magnoliopsida, Malpighiales, Linaceae. The record is from the annotation of a GenBank genome assembly.